Erythranthe guttata (spotted monkey flower) is the source of this 1012-nucleotide messenger RNA. RefSeq names its product Glutathione S-transferase family protein. NCBI's taxonomy places the organism in Eukaryota, Viridiplantae, Streptophyta, Magnoliopsida, Lamiales, Phrymaceae. Gene Ontology annotation, molecular function: glutathione transferase activity. The record is from RefSeq and is a predicted model, not a curated record.
UAAAUUUUAUACAUGUUGUUGAUUGAUUAUAAUCUGCACAAAUUUGGUGAUUUGUUGAACCAAAUUGAGUAUAUGAUAACACCAAAAUCUCUGUGAUCUCUGUAUUGUGACAUCAGAACAGAAUUACACAGCAAUAAACCGAAAAAUCGGAGUACUCGAUAUCGGUAAACGAAAAAAAAAGAUGCAGCUUUAUCAUCAUCCUUAUUCAUUAGACAGCCAAAAAGUGAGGAUUGCAUUAGAAGAGAAGAACAUCGACUAUACAUCGUUCCACGUUAAUCCAAUCACGGGCAAGAAUUUCGAUUCCAGAUUCUUCCGGAAGAAUCCGAGCGCAAAACUCCCGGUUUUCCAAAACGGUUCCCACAUUUUUUACGACACCAUAGAAAUCAUCCAGUACAUAGAGAGAAUCGCAAUGGUAUCUUCCGGUUUCGACGAAUCGACCCUGAGCAGCGGAGAAAUUGUCGAAUGGAUGUACGAAAUCCAACGAUGGAAUCCCAAAAUUUUCACCCUCUCUAACGUUCCACCAAAGUAUCGGCUCUCGGUUUCGAAAUUCCUAAGAGGAGUAAUAAUAGCAAGAAUGGCCGAAUGUCCGGAAUUAGCUAGCUCGUACCAUCUCAAACUGAAAGAGGCUUACGAAACGGAAGAUAAACUGCGGGACCCGCAAGUUAUAGUACGGAGCGAAGAGCAAUUGGAGAGGAUUCUCGAUGAAGCCGAAAGGAAACUUAGUGAGAGGAAGUAUUUGAUUGGAGAAGAGUUCACUUUGGCGGACGUUGUUUUCGUUCCUGUUUUGAGCCGAUUGGCCGUCUUGAAUUUGGAAGAGAAGUAUAUCGAGACGAGGCCGAAUUUGAGGGAGUACUGGAAUUUGGUGCAGAAAAGGCCUAGCUAUAAAAAGGUUAUUGGGAGGUAUUUUCAUGGAUGGAGGAAACAUAGAACUCUGCUAAAAACCUGGUACUUUGUGCAAAUCAGAAGUUUACUGAAACAAUAUUAAUUCACACAGAUGUAUAUAUAUAUAUAU